AUGUUUUUAAAGGUCAUUUUGAUUUGCAUCCUCAGUACGUUGACGUAUGGAUCUCCAAUAAUUUAUAAUCAGAAUUACAAUCAUCCCAAUACAUAUCUUACUCCACCACGUGCAAUAACCACAUUAAAUACAUUUGUGCCAAUAGCCCUCAUUCCUCCGGCUCCACCUCGUGCAAAUAUUCCAAGAAUUUACGAGACUCCAAAGUCUAGAAUUUAUACAGCACCACCAAUUUUCCGUACAAUUCCACCUGCACCAACAACAAAACGUCCUUUUUUCAAUAAAACACAUAAUCAUCACAAUUUGAAGAAUAAUAAUUAUAAUCCGGGAUAUGCAUAUAAUUAUUCCGUCAAUGAUAAUCGUGUAAGCACGACUGUGCGACGAGUGACUUAUACUGCCGAUGAUGUUAAUGGAUUUGUAGCUAACGUCGAACGCACUAAUGUGCCUAUAAAUAAUAACAAUAAUGCAAACGUCGCUAAUAAUAAUAACAAUAAUACUCCAUUUACCAUUUUCACACCAUAA
Chironomus riparius is the source of this 519-nucleotide messenger RNA. Lineage: Eukaryota; Metazoa; Arthropoda; Insecta; Diptera; Chironomidae. The record is from the annotation of a GenBank genome assembly.